Molecule: messenger RNA, 3056 nt
Organism: Mugil cephalus (flathead mullet)
Lineage: Eukaryota; Metazoa; Chordata; Actinopteri; Mugiliformes; Mugilidae
Gene: ccdc51
Product: coiled-coil domain containing 51
Exons: 7
Coding region: 231-1517 (428 amino acids)
Source: RefSeq, a predicted model, not a curated record
AACAAAAGGUGGCGGUAACGCACCGAAGAGACAGACGAGAACCACCAGUACACACGAAGAAGAAGAAGAACAAGAAGGAGAAGAAGAAGUAGCUGUUUCAUUUGACAUCAAAAUGAAAACUAAUCAGCUAAAGGACGUCUGGUGCAUGUCCCACUAGUGUUUGCUCUGAAGCUGCAGUGACGGUGAAGUUGUGACAGCCCUGAAGCUGCUCUUCUGACAGCUGCUUCUCAAUGAGGUACAGAGGAGCUCAGGUGUAUCUCUGGGCUCAUGGCUCAUGUUGUCUGUCCCGCUUCACCCUACCCGGCAGAAAUGCUUUGGUCCGGACCUAUAGCGCUCAGCAUCAGCCUGGCUCACCUCCACCUGCUAACCCCUCCCCUCCUGAUGGGAAGGGGGGAGCUGAGGUGAUGAAGGAGCGCGCCCUGGCUGCCUUACAGCAUGCAGGUGGGUUGGGGCGGCAGUGGAGUCAGAAGUCGGCUCAGACGGUCACAGUCACGGUCAACUACUGGUGGGAGAGGUACGAGGAGUUUGUGGGGCUGAACGAGGUCCGCGAAGCGCAGACAAAAGUCACUGAGGCUGAGGCUGCAUUCAUGAUCGCCAGGGGGAUGGUACGAGAGGCACACACCAGCCUGGAGGCCCUGCAGGUUAGGCUGAAGGAGGUCAGAGACCGGCUGGACAGAGUCUCUAGGGAGGAGGCUCACUACCUGGAGCUGGCCACACUGGAGCACAAACUGCUGCAGGAGGAGCGGCGUCAUCGAACAGCAUAUGAGAACGCAGAAAGUGCCGAGAGGGAGAAAUUUGCUUUGUUUUCGGCGGCCGUCAGGGAGAGCCACGAGAAGGAACGAACGAGAGCAGAACGAACAAAGAACUGGUCCGUCAUCGGCUCGGUGCUCGGAGCCCUAAUCGGGGUCAUGGGAUCGACGUACAUCAACCGCAUUCGCCUCCAGGAGCUGAAGAGUCUGUUGCUGGAGGCCCAGAAAGGUCCAGAGAGUCUUCAGGAAGCCCUCAAAGUCCAGGCAGGAAACCACCGUUCACAGCAGGACGAGCUCCGAUCGCUCAUCGACAGCCUCAGGUUCGCUCUGAGUGACGUGUUCUCUCAGAAGAACGGCGUUCUUCAGGCCAAAGGAGGUCCGACCCCAGACCAACCCACUUUGUCUCGGGCAGCCUUGAAAGACCUCCACGUCAGCAGCCAAAGGACAGAGUCCUUCCUAGAGUCUCUCCCUCCACAACUGGGUCAGUUAGAGAAAGGACUCGGUAGAGUUGAGAGUGUAAUGUUGACGGUGAGGAAGCUGCUGGAGACCAGGCCGCAGGCUGAAGCCCGGUCGGGCCAGCUGGCGACCGAGAGGCCAGAGACAGGGGAGCAGUGGGAGUCUGAGGCGGUGGUGAGGGGACUGGAGGAGACCCAGAGGACGCUGGGAGAACGAAUCAGGACAAACACAUUUUAUAACGCUGUGUUUACCUACACCGCCACGGCCAUCACUGUCUCAGCUGUAUAUCUGCUACUUAGGGGAACCGGUUAGACAUGAGGCCUUCAGUCUGAAUCUGUUCAAAUGCACUGGGAUCAAUAAUCGAAACGAAUCAAUGCAGAAUUAUCAGGUGUUUGGGUUUAUUGUCUGCUUUGCUGUUGAUUGUACUACUUAAGCUGAGAGUGACAAUUUAUUAAUAAACACUAACUUAUUAAGGAAUUAAAUUAAGAAAACAAUAAUAGAGGACACACUAUUACAGAUGCUUUUUCCAGCCACAUGGGGGCAGCAGAAACACGACAUUCACCACUUUCUUCUUACCAUAUGGUGAAUUUAUCCCGAUCCAACCUCCAGAUUGAUUUUAAAAAAAACAAACAAACAAAAAACCCCCCACCAUAUUCUGCAUCCUCUCUUUAGAGAUGUCAGUGUGGGUUUUGUGAGACUGUGCAGUGACACUAGUUCAUGUGUGAGAAAACAUGGCAGAAGCUCCAGGUCUGAGAGCACCGUUAGACAUUAAAGAUGAUUGGAUUUAAAAAGUGUGAUGACAGAGAAGAGUUUCACAAAAGCAAAGACACACAGCAGUCGUGACACUGGAUGGAAAAACUAACUAAUCUCUUGGUUUUAAUUAAAUAGUUAUAAGGCAGAAAUAUCUCUAAAUACAUGGAAUCAGGACCCUGUGAAUCUGUAGUGAUACCCCGCCUUAAGAUCCUGUCUUGUUCUGUGUUUCGUCUCCUAAAAGAAAUAUUUAAUUCUUUUCCUUCUAAACCUUCAACUAAAUUCACUUGGACGUCUCCUUUUACUGGGUCUAUUGGCUGUUAGGGGCUAGAGCUUUUUUGUUGUUAGUGCCAAAAACAACAAAGUGAACAAAAGUAGUAACUUUGUGCCUGACCAAUGAGCUAGUUGUCUGUUAUGUUGAGGAGAGCUUCCAGUUGAGCUAUUUCUCUGUAGGUUUGUCGUGACACACAGCUCUGUCCACAUUAUUGUACUCAAAAUAUUAAUUAAAGGGCAUUAUGAAUAUUUAGACAUGUCCCUUAAUCCCCAUAAUCUCUUUCUGCUAACCAGUGGUUAAAAAUGUAAAAAUUGUAAACUGGCUUGGGUUUAAUUCAUGGUAUAAAAGAAAAAAGGUGGAAAAUGCUUGUAUGAACAACAAAUUUGUUAAAAAGAUGCUAAAAAGUGUUAUCUUCUGCUUAGAAAGCUGAAAAAAUACUACGGUUACAUGCGACAGUCAAACUGAUCAAAUCUGGACGGAUUCAGACAUAAUUCAUUGCUUAUAUAUCAAACUUGAUAUAACUGAAGCGUGUAUGUGUCCAUGUUAGUUCGGUGCCUAGUGAGAUUUUAACUUUGGUUCAGCGUCAUCAGGUGAGGACCAGCUGAUCUUCAGAGAGACCACUUCUCUUCAUGGUUCAUUUCCAAGACACGUAAAGAGCACUCAUGACGUGCUCAUUCAGAAAUGCUUGGUUAGAUUUGUGGAAUAAUUUAGAUCAGAAACCUUCGUCUCAUUUUUCAGGACAUGCAUGUAUACAAAUAUGUGUCCAUAAAAAGGGAGAAGGAGAAGCAACUAAACCGUGAGAUUUCAUUAAAAUCUUCUGAAACGGC